AUGAAUGAAGAGGUCAAAGAACUUGUAGCCAGACCUAGUCUCUGUAAUCCGUUUGCUGAACUUGAGAUGCAAAACAUAAUGUUACGUGAUCAGAAAGCCGAGUUAGAUGAACAGCUUCUCGGAGCUAUGCAACAAAUGUUUAAAAACGCUGAGGCCAAAACAUCUGAAUUACAGAAUCUACUAAAGAAUGAAGUAACCCGUAUCAGAGCUACACUUACCAACAAUGAGAAUACUUACUCUGUUCAACUAGUAAAGGAUAUUGUUAAACUGCAAAAUAAAUUAAAAGAGUUUACUCAACUAGACAAUGAGCAAAUUGCCCUCAUUGAACAAAGGGUCACGGGGCUGUUGCAGAAUUAUCAGUGUCUAACUGGUUCUCCAACAAAGUCAAUCGUCAGCGGUGUACUGCAAAGGUAUAUUAUUGAGAAAGUGCUAACAUGGGCGAAUGCAUAUUUCAAGCUAUGUAUCGAGGACCUGAAUAAGAAAACUCAUAACGAGCUUGCGCAGUGCAAUAAGGAUGAACUAGACAAGUUUCUGGAAGGAAAUAUCUUGAGGAUAACAGCAAACCUGUACCGUUCUAUUAAAGAGUUUUCCAAGAGACGUAAUGGAGAGGAUGAACUAACACAUGUGAUGGGAGCAAAGAUACAUCAGCAAGUAUAUGCUGUACUUGGCAGCUGUGGUUUUGCAUCAGUCGAUCAUCUGUUUGUGGUAAAGGCCGUGAAAACCUUGCUGAACGAGCUCGACAAAUACCGCCAGUUUAAGGAUCAAUCAAAAAAGAAAGAUACCGAAGAAUUAGCAUCUUCCAUCAUCCUUGAGACUGUUUGUAUAUUCCACUUUAAAUUCCAGGCCCAAGUCCCCGUCGUCGAGUAUCAUUUCUUCGAGAGCAGAGACAAAUUCGAUCCCAUGACGAUGGAAUGCAUUCAAGAGGAUGAUGAAGAUGGUGAAAAGCAAUUUGUUGAGAUAUGUUCAUUCCCACUGAUUGGGGCGAAUAUUUUUACUUUGGACAAAGGGAAGAGACAGAUUUUCAGCAGAGCGAAAGUCCAACUGAGACUGGAUUCUUCUAUCGAUG
Molecule: messenger RNA, 1066 nt
Organism: Paraglomus occultum
Lineage: Eukaryota; Fungi; Glomeromycota; Glomeromycetes; Paraglomerales; Paraglomeraceae
Source: the annotation of a GenBank genome assembly